AUGGAAAAAUCGCGUCGUACAGGUAUUAGCUGGGUAGAUGCUGCUAAGGCAACCUUUGUGGCCAUGAAAAACAAAACUGCAGGCGGUAUGAAUUGUUAUUACAUGGCCUAUAACAAAGAUAUGACACAGCAGUAUAUUCGUGAUGCCGUGUUUUGGGCUGGUAUCUACAAUGCUGCAGUCUCUAAUGUCUCAGAAUAUGAAGAAGUCUGGAAAGAUGGCGACGAAGAUAAAAGCUCUCAUGUCUUUAAGGUUAACUUUGAUAGCGGCCAUGUUGUUGAAGCAUUAUCUGGACAUGCGAGAAACCUGCGUAGUAAACAAGGUAGGUUCUGCUUUGAUGAGGCCGCUUUCCAUGAUAAUCCCGAAGAAGUUAUUAAGGCAGCUAUGGCUUUUUUAAUGUGGGGUGGCUGUGUUGCUAUUAUCUCAACUCAUAAUGGUGUUGAUAAUCCGUUUAAUGACUUAAUCAACGAUGUUAAAGAAGGCAGAAAACCUUACAGGCUUCACCGCGUAACACUCGAUGACGCAAUUGAUCAAGGACUCUGUAAGCGUAUCUUUCAGGUAACCGGUCGAGAUUGGUCACCUAAAGCACAAGAAGCUUGGCGGCAAGAAAUUAUUGAUUUUUAUGGUUCUGGUGCAGACGAAGAGCUAUUUUGUAUUCCAUCGCAAUCAGGUGGUGCGGCAUUAUCGCGAGCACUUAUUGAAGCACGUAUGCAGUCAGCACCUGUUUUACGGUUUUCAAGGCCAGAUGAUUGGAAGUUAUUACCAGAGCCUGUCCGUCGUCAAGAAAUCCAAGAAUGGCUAGCCUUGCAAGUCGAGCCAAUACUAGCACGUCUCAGCCCACGUUUAGAUCAUUAUCUAGGUGAAGACUUUGGACGUACGGGAGACUUAACAGUGCUUGCAAUUGGGGAGAUGCGACGUGAUCUUGUAUUAACUGUACCGCUGAUCAUUGAACUCAGAACCAUACCUUUUAGACAGCAAUACCAGGUUAUUGAGUUUGUUUUAGAACGGCUACCUCGUUUUGUAAAAGCAGCUUUUGAUGCCCGUGGUAAUGGUAGCCAGAUUGCAGAAGAGGCCGCAGAUCAGUUUGAUCAUAAUCGUGUUGAACAGGUGAUGCUAACGCCUAAGUGGUACCAAGAAAACAUGCCACCGUUUUUAGCUCGUUUUAGUGAUGCGACAAUUGAGCUACCACAAGAUAGCGAUAUUUUAAAAGAUUUACGACUACUUAAAACAGACAAAGGUGUUACCAGUAUACCCAGUGAUGCUAGGUUUCGUGGUGCUGACGGCGGACUUCGUCAUGGUGAUAGCGCGAUUGCUUUGGCGCUUUUAAGUUAUUCCACCUCUUUAGAAAUAGAAGUAUACGAGCAUCAUAGCUUGCAUCAAGACAGCGCACGCGAUUGGAUGCGUCCAAAUCACCAAGACCGCAGCCACAGGCAAGUACGCAGAGGUAAAAGCGGAAUUGGUAGCCUGCGUGGUGCGUAUUAA
Molecule: messenger RNA, 1479 nt
Organism: Ylistrum balloti
Lineage: Eukaryota; Metazoa; Mollusca; Bivalvia; Pectinida; Pectinidae
Product: mu-like prophage FluMu protein gp28
Exons: 1
Coding region: 1-1479 (492 amino acids)
Source: RefSeq, a predicted model, not a curated record